Molecule: messenger RNA, 1143 nt
Organism: Sphaeramia orbicularis (orbiculate cardinalfish)
Lineage: Eukaryota; Metazoa; Chordata; Actinopteri; Kurtiformes; Apogonidae
Gene: apoda.1
Product: apolipoprotein Da, duplicate 1
Exons: 5
Coding region: 21-710 (229 amino acids)
Biological process (GO): lipid metabolic process; tissue regeneration; lipid transport
Cellular component (GO): cytoplasm
Molecular function (GO): lipid binding
Source: RefSeq, a predicted model, not a curated record
CUAUACAAAGACACCCAUUGAUGAGGCAGAGUCACAGUACUGGAAAACUUUGGCAGAGCGCAACAUCUCUAAUUCAUAUCGUAGCAUUUGACCAAGGGAGUGUACACGUAUCUGUACAAGCAGGCCACAAAGGUAACGAAGGCUGUAACACCAUGAAGUCAUCUCUAGCUUUGAUGGUGUUUAUCCUCCCCUUCAUAUGUGCUCAGGUUCCCCACUGGGGACCUUGUCCUGAACCGGCUGUUCAGCCUGCGUUCAACCUUAAACAGUUCAUGGGGAGAUGGUUUGAAAUUGCCAAACUGCCGGCUCAGUUUGAGAAAGGACGCUGCAUCGAAACCAAUUUCACUUUGAAGACAGACAAGUCCAUUCGAGUGGUCAGCUCUGAAAUACUAAAAGGAGAGCUGAGGAAAAUUGAAGGAACUGGAGUCACUGAGGAUCUGAAGAAUCCCGCCAAACUGGGAAUAAGUUACUCCUACGUCCUGCCCUAUUCCCCUUACUGGAUCCUGGCCACUGACUACGUAAACUCGGCCCUGGUGUAUUCCUGCACAGACGUUCUGAGGCUCUUCCAUGUUGACUUUGCCUGGAUCCUGGGCAGGACACGAACCCUGCCAGACUCCACCAUUGACAGAGCCAAGGAGAUCUUUGCCAACAACAACAUAGAUGUGACCAGGAUGAUUGCCAGCAAGCAGCUAGGCUGUGACAAAACCCUCUGAGGGGAUAAACAGCAGGGGGAUAUGCAUCACAAGAUGGCGCUGUUGUAGAAAGGAGGGGGAAAAAUAGAGGAUGGCGGUUGUUGAAGAUGACUCAGUUAGUUUAAGAUGGUAAAGAGUGUCUGUUCCUUUUAAAAAAAAACAAAAACUGCUGAAACGUUUACAACCAAGUAUUCUAAUGUCUGUACAUUAUAGAAGUAAUCUCAUGUAAUGGCGUUUCAAGUCUAACAUAAUAACAUAUUUUUGUCCACAAAAUGUCAGUCUGCUCAUCUUUUUAAAUGACUGUUAUAAUACAAGCUGAAAGGAAUUAGUCUUCUGUUUGAGAAUGUAUGAUCAUGUUGUAAUCAAUUUAUACUUAAGUGAAUUAUACUGGACAUAAAACAAACUGGAAACACAAAGCAUCAAAUUAUUGGUAAUGAAAGUCAAUGAAACUUAA